AUGGUGCCUCAAAUGUCGACGAUGUCCAAAGUGUUCGGUUCGCAGGCGUUCGAACAAUACAUAUACGAUCUAAUGCUGCUGGAGGCUGUGUGGAGGAGGUUUAAUUCAAGAGGGUAUGAGAAGUUUAGGAGCUUGGCAAAAAUUUCUAAGCCGAAAAGAAGAGAAAAAAGCUUGAAGUGGAUAGUGAUAAUGGUGAUAAGAGGGAGAAAAAGAGGGGUUGGCAAGACUGAGAUGGGACUGCUGGAGGUGGUUACAGAGGAAGAAGACAAUGGAGGGGAUGAUUUAAGUAGUUUGUUAGCGGAGGAAUUUAAGGCGAAAAAUGGAACGCCUAACCAGGUUGUUACUUUUGGACGGGCGGUACGCGAAUGA
Molecule: messenger RNA, 369 nt
Organism: Fraxinus pennsylvanica
Lineage: Eukaryota; Viridiplantae; Streptophyta; Magnoliopsida; Lamiales; Oleaceae
Source: the annotation of a GenBank genome assembly